Molecule: messenger RNA, 3534 nt
Organism: Dromiciops gliroides (monito del monte)
Lineage: Eukaryota; Metazoa; Chordata; Mammalia; Microbiotheria; Microbiotheriidae
Gene: ARSK
Product: arylsulfatase family member K
Exons: 8
Coding region: 136-1797 (553 amino acids)
Source: RefSeq, a predicted model, not a curated record
GUAGCGGUCCUGUUCCUAGGGAACAGGAAAAAGCAGUGCGCAGGGGCAGUCAAAACCUGUCCCCGCCCCGGGCUGCACUUCCGGCUGUGUCCUGGGACUGAGAAGGGAGGCUGAGCCUACGGCCCAGCUGGGGCGAUGCAAUGGUGGCCACUAGGUGUGAUCCUGUUGGCGGUCACUUCCGUGGGUCCGGCUCCGGCCGCCCCGGCCUCAUGGGCAGGUAGACUGAAGGAAAGAUCGGGCCCAGGGAGGCCCCCUACCCAGAGGGUAACAACCCAGGAGACCUCGGUACCGAAUGUGGUGCUGGUGGUGAGCGAUUCUUUCGAUGGAAGGCUCACAUUUCAUCCAGGAAAUCAGAGAGUCGCAUUACCUUUUAUAAACUUCAUGAAAAAACAUGGUACUCUUUUUCUCAACGCAUAUACAAACUCUCCAAUCUGUUGCCCAUCACGUGCAGCAAUGUGGAGUGGCCUCUUUACUCAUUUAACUGAAUCUUGGAAUAAUUUUAAGGGCCUGGAUCAAAAUUAUACAACAUGGAUGGACCUCUUGCAGAAAUCUGGCUACCAUACACAAAAGUUUGGAAAAGUAGACUAUACUUCAGGACAUCACUCCAUUAGCAAUCGUGUGGAAGCAUGGACGAGAGAUGUUCAUUUCUUGCUUCGUCAGGAGGGCAGGCCUGUGGUUAAUCUUAUCCCUGAUAAGAGAAAAGCAAGAAUAAUGGAAGAAGACUGGCAGAAUACAGAUAAAGCAACAAACUGGUUAAGAAAAGAAGCAAUCAACUUUACUCAACCAUUUGUUCUUUAUUUGGGAUUGAAUUUACCACAUCCUUAUCCAUCACCAGAAACAGGGGAAAACUUUGGAUCCUCCACAUUCCAGACCUCUCUUUAUUGGCUUGAAAAAGUAUUUUAUAAAGCUAUCAAAAUUCCGAAAUGGUCUCCUCUUUCAGAAAUGCACCCUGUAGAUUAUUAUUCUUCCUACACCAAAAACUGCACUGGGCAGUUUACAGAGAAAGAAAUUAGAGAUAUUAGAGCAUUUUAUUAUGCUAUGUGUGCUGAGACAGAUGCCAUGCUUGGUGAGAUUAUUUUGACUCUUUACCAAUUAAAGCUUCUUCAGAAGACAGUUGUAAUAUUCACCUCCGACCACGGUGAGUUGGCCAUGGACCAUCGCCAGUUCUAUAAAAUGAGCAUGUAUGAAGCAAGUUCUCACAUUCCUCUUCUGAUGAUGGGGCCUGGCAUUAAAGCAAACCUCCAUGUCCCAGAUAUGGUCUCUCUUGUAGAUCUUUACCCCACUCUGCUAGAUAUCGCUGGAGUUCCUCUCCAUAAGAACCUGAGUGGAUAUUCUUUGAUUCCAUUAUCAUCAGAAGCAGUCAAUAAUAAUUCUCAGUCCACAAGGCCACACCCUCCCUGGAUUCUGAGUGAAUUCCACGGCUGCAAUGUGAAUGCUUCCACCUACAUGCUGAGAAUUGACAAAUGGAAAUACAUAGCCUAUUCUGAUGGUGUUUCAUCACCUCCUCAACUCUUUGAUCUUUCUUCAGAUCCAGAUGAAUUAACAAAUAUAGCCACAAGGUUUCCAGAAAUCACUCAUUCUCUGGACCAAAAGCUUCGAUCCAUUAUAAACUACCCUGUUGUUUCUGCUUCUGUCCACCAGUACAACAAGAAGGAGUUUAUCAGUUGGAAAGACAGCCUAGGACGAAACUAUACCAAAGUUAUAGCAAACCUCAGAUGGCACCAGGACUGGCUGAAAGAACCAAUGAAGUAUGAAAGUGCAAUUAACCAAUGGCUUAAAACUGACACUAAUUUAUAAAAUAUUUGCACAAAAUGUGUAACACUAUACUCUAGCUAUAUGCUUUUAUAUCUUUAUACAAGUAGUAAAUGUAUAGUUACAACAAUCUUUAUCACUAAGGGUAUGGUGAAGUUUGAUAAUUAAAUGAUCAUUACCAGUCAGAGAAAUUUUAUUAAAUUCUGUUAUAUUUUAAAAUAGAAGUUGAAUGUUUAUAGAAUUGUUUUCUAAUAUAGCUGCCAUCAAGUGCUGACAUUAAACAGCUUAAUUAGAAUAUGAAAAAACAAUUGUAGUUACAAAUAAUCUGAUGUUUAUUGAACCUUUAAAGUUUAUUAUUAUAUCAAAUAACAACAGCCAAAAUGUCAUAGGUUUAGAGGUAGACAAUGAACACUCCAGUGCCUUUAUUGUAUAGAAUUUAUAUAACUUGCCCAACAUCACCAACGCACUAAGUAGCAGACUCACUAGAUAGUGAAUCACUUCAUGCCUUGAAUACAUCAGUUCUUUGAGCUCUCUGAAUUGAAGUUUGUAUGAGCCUGGGGGAUUGGAUUUAUUAAGAGGAGCAAGAACCCAAUUCCAACCUUAACUGUUUUAUCAUUAUAAUUACUUCAAAAAAUUGUUCUAUUGAAGUACUUUUUGCAAAUGAGUAAAGUAAGAUUCCAUUCUUUUAAUUUUUCAUAUUUGAACAGUUCUUCAAUCAUAUUUACUGCCAUUCUAUGAAUUCUCUUGAAUAUAUCUUUUAUAUUUAUAUAAUAAAUAUCUCAAGUAUAAAUGUAUUUUACUUAUUCAACUAAACAUAUCUUGUCUGAAAGUCCUGAACAAAUGACUGCUCCCAACCUAGGUGUUAUCCUUGACUCCUCUCACUCACCUUCCAUAUCCAGUCUGUUGACAAGGCCUGUUUAUUGCACUUUGUAACAUCUCUCACCCAUUUCUCUCCUCUGACAUUGCCACCACUUUAGUGCAAGCCUUCGUCACCUCUCAGUUGAACUAUGUAAUAUGCCCCUGGUAGGUCUCUUCAGGUGGCUCCCUAUUACUUCCAAGAUCAAAUAUAAAUCCUCUUUUUGUCACUCAAAGACUUGCAUAACCUAACCACCACCAACCACCUUGCUGGUCUUACACCUUAUUUCUAUCCUCCCCACCCCCAUACUCUGGUCUAGUGACACUGGUCCCCUUGAUCUUCCUUACAUGAGACACUCCAUCUGAGUCCUGGCAUUUCUCAUGAAGAUCCCCCAUUCCUGGGAUGAUCUUUGUCCUCCUCAUCUCUGUCUCCUGGCUUCUUUAAAGGCCCGGCCAAAAUCCCACCUUCUACUGGAAAUUUUUUCUAACCCCUCCUAUCUCUGGUAUUUGUAAAACACUUAGCACAGUGCCUGGCACACAGUAAAUACUAUGUAAAUAUUAACUACUGUUAUUAUUUCCCGUUUAUCCUGUAUAUAGCUCUUUGCCUGUUUUCUCCCCCAUUAGAUUGUGAGCUCCUUGAGAGCAGGGGCUGUCUUUUGUCUUUCUUUGGAACCCCAGCAUUUAGCACAGUGCCUGGCAUAUAGCAAGUACUUAAUACAUCUUUACUGACUUAAUAACUAAACCAUCACCUUUUCCCCAAAUGUCUUUACCUCUCCAAGAGAAAUUAAAGUGUGUCUCCCCAUGGAACAUUAGAUGGAGGUUUCAAAAUGGAAAAGGAAGGCAUGAAAUUACUGUCAUGUAAAAACAAAAGCUAUCAGUAAUAUAUAUAUAUUUUAAUAUGAAUAAAUGAUUUUAAAACUUUUACAA